AGCUUUAAUACUAAGAGAAGUUCACUUCCUCUUUGGGCUCAUUUUAGAGAAGCAACAACAGGCUGUGUUUAACUUUCUUUUUGCAGUGUACAAAUGGACAGCAAAGUUCAAGGUGGUAAAGCAUACGGCCUCCUCAAGUCUCACCAAGAGGACAAACUAAACGCCAUCAAUGAGGCUUUUCUGUCUGAUGAGCAGUAUGCAGACGUGGAAGACCUUGCCUUCAAGCUCGACAUGUUCAAACAGAAAUACAUGGAGUUUGAUCUUAACGACAAAGGGGAUAUAGACAUGAUGGGCUUAAAGCGGAUGCUGGAGAAACUGGGACUGGCCAAGACUCACUUGGAGUUGAAGAAGAUGAUGUCGGAAGUGGUUGGAGGAACAUCCAAAGAGACAAUCAGUUACACUGACUUCCUAGAUAUGAUGCUGGGAAAAAGGCACGCCAUUUUGAAGCUAAUUCUCAUGUUUGAAGGUAUGAACAAGGACGAGAAGAGACGUGAGGGACCAGCUUCUCCCAAAAACUUCUCACAAUUGCCCUGAGGGAAUUUUCUCGAACACAUCAUAAGUUCCACUUAAUAUUGGGGAUCGACACAGGAAUCAAUUAUUAUUAUUAUUUUUUUUUUGUGGAAGUGAUUGUUGUUUAAUCUUGUCUUGAGGUGAAAAGUAGUUGAUUGCUUGGCUGGAACUAACAGCGGCCAUUUUGAUUCAGUCUCAACGAGUCUGUGUUGUGAAGAACAUGACGUCAGACAAGAUCGUGAGCUUGUGCAAUCGCGUUGAAAUAUCUGAAAACAUUUGAUGAAUGAUCAAUCUAUUUUCACCAUCGUCAUGGAAGUGGAUACAAAUGCCCACCUCUACCUAUACCUAUUAUGUAACCAUCGCAAAUUAUUUGUCAUGUAAUAUUUAGCCUACUUCCUCUAAUGAUUAUUUUUAUAUUGACAUAUAUAUAUGUAUAAAUGAAACAUGCCUUCGUUGCUCUUAAAAUAAGAUGUUCAAGAAUCAUAAAGAUUCAAUAUGAUGUAAGCCAGAUGAAACGUCUUAAUGUACACUAGGUUUGCUUUCAAAACAAAUCUAACAACUGUUUCUUUGUGUUGGAGAAACAAACAAAACAUUCAAGCCAUACCUACAAAAUGUCUUGCAAGGGUCAAGAAAUAGCUUGUUUCUUGCAAGUUUCGUGGAAAUCAAUUAUGAAUGUGUGUGCUUACAUAAAAAUGGUGAUUAAAGAUCUUUUCUGGAAAAAAUUGCCUCUGAAGUAGUAAUGAAACCUUGAAAUGCAAAGUUGUAAAAAUUCCCUAAACAUUCAAAACAAAUACUCAUCAAAUGAAAUAAAAAUGAGUUUGGUUGUUCAUCACAGUUCUUUCAUAAAUUCGAUGAAAAGUUGUGAAACAGAAUAAAGGAAGUACUUG
Messenger RNA from Hippocampus comes (tiger tail seahorse), 1397 nucleotides. Its product is annotated as allograft inflammatory factor 1-like. Gene Ontology annotation, molecular function: actin filament binding; calcium ion binding. The transcript has 6 exons. Lineage: Eukaryota; Metazoa; Chordata; Actinopteri; Syngnathiformes; Syngnathidae. Bases 94 to 534 code for a protein of 146 amino acids. Gene Ontology annotation, biological process: actin filament bundle assembly; ruffle assembly. The record is from RefSeq and is a predicted model, not a curated record. Gene Ontology annotation, cellular component: actin filament; ruffle membrane.